Molecule: messenger RNA, 1350 nt
Organism: Papaver somniferum (opium poppy)
Lineage: Eukaryota; Viridiplantae; Streptophyta; Magnoliopsida; Ranunculales; Papaveraceae
Product: ethylene-responsive transcription factor ESR1-like
Exons: 1
Coding region: 1-1350 (449 amino acids)
Biological process (GO): regulation of DNA-templated transcription
Molecular function (GO): DNA binding; DNA-binding transcription factor activity
Source: RefSeq, a predicted model, not a curated record
AUGGAAGAAGCAAUGAGACGUCUAAAUGGUUACACAUACUCAUCGGAAGCCGACAACAAACUUGAUCUACCAUUACCCUUUUUUACAACUGCAAAAACAACCACGGAAAUCCAAACCCAAACCCCAAAAAAAACAAACAACAAAAGAACCUUAAAAGGUACUACUGGUAAUGGUAAUGGUAGUGGAGGUGUUACACCUGCUGGUUGUCGAUAUAGAGGUGUUCGGCGUCGACCGUGGGGACGUUAUGCAGCUGAAAUACGUGACCCACAAUCAAAAGAACGACGUUGGCUAGGUACAUUUGAUACUGCUGAAGAAGCUGCAUGUGCUUAUGAUUAUGCUGCUAGAGUUAUGCGUGGUUCUAAAGCUAGAACUAACUUUGUUUACCCAGCUAAUUCACCUCCUUCAUCCCCUCUUUCCCAUCAUCAUCACCACCAUAGUCUUCCUCCGUUACAGUUUUUAUCCUCAAAACAAUCUUCACCAUUUCCUGUUCAUCACCAUAAAUCAUCCUAUCCAACUUUCUCUGAAUGGACUAGUAGCAAACCUUCCCUGCGUGUCAUUAAUGGUUAUGCCGUGAAUCUUAAAGAGAGUAGUGCUUGUGAUAACUCAAACUCACCAUCAUCUGUGCAGUUGAAUACUUGUUUUCUCGAUUUUCUUGGUUCAACCUCUACUGCUCCUACUCCUCCUACUCAUGAAUAUCAUCCAAUUCCAUACUUCAAGAGCAGCACUUGUGCUGGAUAUAACUUUCUUCCAAACCCUAGUUCUGCUUCAACAGCAUGUGCUGAUGACUUUAAGGGUUCUUCUGUGAAUCUUACAGUGGAUAACUAUGAAAGUUAUACUGAACAGUCUGAACCAGCAAGUCCAGUUAAUGGUUUGGAUUUCUUCCAAACUGAAUCAUCUGAUUCUGGUUUAUUGGAAGAAAUAAUCCAUGGGUACUUUCCGAAAUCUAUUUCUACUCCCACUAUUUCUGCUGCUAGGUUUAACUCUCCGUCCUCUUCCUCCUCACCUCCAUUAAAAACUUUUAAACAAACUACUGAUGAUUUUGAACGUGAAGUGAAUAAUAUGGAGACUGAAAUGUCAUAUGCUCAUCAUCAUGUACCAUCAUCAACUUUAAAUGAGAUGAUGAGAUCAAUGGAUAAUGAGGAUUUCAAUUAUCGUCGUCAACAACUACAACAGCAGAAGUAUCAAGGGGUUGGUUUAUAUUCUCAUCAAAACAUUGAGCGGAAGUUUGAAGUUCCAUUGCAUAAUGGUUGUCCUGCAGUUGGUCCUUAUGGCGAGGAACUAAUGUUUGAAAAUAUGAUUCAGUACCCUGAAUUGCUUGACAUGUUUGCUGCCAAGUUGCAGAAUGCUUGA